Messenger RNA from Haliotis rubra (blacklip abalone), 2599 nucleotides. Its product is annotated as 2-aminomuconic semialdehyde dehydrogenase-like. The record is from RefSeq and is a predicted model, not a curated record. Gene Ontology annotation, molecular function: oxidoreductase activity, acting on the aldehyde or oxo group of donors, NAD or NADP as acceptor. The transcript is spliced from 10 exons. NCBI's taxonomy places the organism in Eukaryota, Metazoa, Mollusca, Gastropoda, Lepetellida, Haliotidae. The coding region runs from base 55 to 1506 and encodes 483 amino acids.
CUUCUGCAACAGCUAGUGUUUUGUGUAGUCGCUGACGAAGCUAUUCUGAUCAUCAUGCGUAUGUUAUGUGUCCAAAACUUCAUCAAUGGAGAGUUUUUGUCUACAGAUAACUACAUUGACAGUUAUAAUCCGGCGACAGGCGAUGUUUGGGCGCAGAUCCCAGACAGUGGGAGAGAAGAAGUUGGAACCGCAGUCCUGGCAGCUAAGCAAGCAUUCACAGGCUGGUCACAAACACCUGUAGAGGAACGUUCCAAGAUUGUGAACAGGAUAGCUGACAUUCUUGAGACCCGAAUUGAUGAGUUUGCCGAGUUAGAGUCACAUGACCAGGGCAAACCAGUCUGGUUGGCUAAAGCCAUGGACAUCCCUCGAGCUGUCCAUAACUUGCGAUUCUUUGCUUCAUGUAUUCUCUAUGAUCUGAAUAGAUCCAAUGUAAUGGACAGUGCUGAUGCUGUCAACUACACCAUCAAGCAGCCAGUGGGUGUGGCAGGCCUCAUCAGCCCCUGGAACCUGCCUCUGUACCUCCUCACAUUCAAACUGGCUCCAGCAGUCAUAACUGGCAAUACUGUAGUGGCCAAACCCAGCGAGAUGACCUCGGUGACUGCGUUCAAACUGUGUGAAGUCUUCAAAGCUGCAGGUCUACCUCCUGGAGUUAUUAAUUUCGUGUUUGGCUUGGGAUCCAAAGCUGGGGAGGCAAUUGUGACACACCCUGAUGUCCCCAUCGUGUCAUUCACUGGGGGCACGGUCACAGCAGAAAGACUCCGUAGGGCUGCAGCACCACUCUGCAAAAAACUGUCCCUGGAGCUUGGAGGCAAAAACCCAGCUGUUAUAUUCAGUGAUGCAGACCUGGACAAGUGUAUACUGACCACCAUCAGGUCUAGCUUCCUCAACCAGGGGGAGAUUUGCCUCUGCACCAGCCGGCUGUAUGUCCAGCAGGACAUCUAUCAGGAGUUUGUAGCAAGAUUCUUCCAGGCAGCCAGUGAGCUGGUUGUUGGAGAUCCUAAAGAUGUCAACACUUUCACCGGUGCCCUCAUCAGCAAGGAACACCUUGCAAAGGUCAAGGGGUAUGUGGAGAUUGCCAGGUCAGAUGGAGCCACAGUCCUGUGUGGGGAUGGUGUGAAGGAACUGGAUCUGCCAGAGAAAUGCAGAAAUGGCUACUUCAUGAGGCCAACCGUCAUCACAAACGUCACUGACGAUUCUCGCCUCAUGACAGAAGAAAUCUUCGGCCCGGUGGUCUGCAUUGUACCAUUCGAGACGGAAGAAGAGGUUGUGCGGCGUGCUAACAGUGUGAAAUAUGGUCUGUGUGCAACUCUCUGGACCCAAAAUCUCAGCCGAAUGCACCGGAUAGCUCAGAAGUUACAGGUUGGGACUGUGUGGGCCAAUUGCUGGCUUGUGAGAGAUCUUAACAUGCCCUUUGGUGGAACAAAGGAGUCCGGCAUUGGACGAGAGGGAGCCAAAGAGUCCCUCGAGUUCUUCACAGAGGAGAAGACAGUGUGCGUCAAGCUGUGAAUGUUACAGGGACUAAAACAAGAGAUUAAUGGUUGUCUGGACAAGAACAUGGAAGUUUCAGAGAAGCUCACACAGAAAUGAGUUUUUGAAAUCAUGCCUGAAAAUAGAUAGGCAUACAUAUCCAAAGUUAUCAUUACUUUAUCAUUAAUAAAUCAUUACUGUAAUGAAAGAUGGAUGUUCUUAUUGUUACGGUAAUUGUUUUAUUGUUAAUGCUGCGUUCAUGUAUUCAUGAAGAUUAGUUAUUGUUCAUGCACAGUGUCUUAUGACACAGUGGUACGUCGACAUCUUGAGACCUUUGAUGAGUUCACGUCUAUAAACAGCCAUGGUACCAAAUGCCUUCUUUUACCCCUGGAAGAUAUGACUGCUUGAGGACAAAGGGACCACAACUGAUGUGCCUAAUGUUUGUUUUAUAUUUUGGCUAGCAGGGUACUUACAUCGUUCUGCACAUUCCAGUAAACAGCUCAGGAGUAUGGGCACACAUUGUCCUGUGGCUGGUCAGUUGACCAAGUGCACUGUUCAUGGGUUUGAAGGCUGUAGUCACCUCUUGAUGCUCAUUGUAGUUGACAUUGUGUACAUGAUACUGAGAAUUGUCUAUAACACUAUUUGUCUAUCUGUGUUGCAGGCUUUACUAUGUGAUGUCCCUUGCUACUCAAGAGAGUUCAUAUGAGUGCAUGUGAUAAUUUUGCUUGUGAAAGGAAAUUAAUUUUUGGUAUCGGUUUUGGGAGGAUGAUUGUUUUGUUUUCUUCUGUGUGUGUGCAUGCGUGCAUGUGUGUGUGCAUGUAUGUGUGUGGGAUGCGUGUAUGCACAUGUGUGAGAGUGAGUUAGUGAUUAUCUCCAUGCGUGUUUUGUUUUUGAUAAAUAUUUUGUACCUUAUUGACUUUUUAUUCAUUGUGUACAUGCAUCCUGUAUUUUCUACAUUUUGAUUAUGUAAUAUCCCGGUAUUAUUUUCUACAUAGCAUACUGAUGUAAAUAUUUCAAGCUGCCAGUUUAUAUUUUGUGAAAUAUUAAAAUAAAAAAAAUAAUAAAUAAAUGAUAUUUUGUUUAUGUAAGUUUAUGUUUCAUUUGAUGCCAUUAAAGAUAAUGUGAAUCACUA